Carcharodon carcharias (great white shark) is the source of this 2028-nucleotide messenger RNA. It is a transcript of the gene mfsd8, whose product is annotated as major facilitator superfamily domain containing 8. The record is from RefSeq and is a predicted model, not a curated record. Gene Ontology annotation, cellular component: lysosomal membrane. Lineage: Eukaryota; Metazoa; Chordata; Chondrichthyes; Lamniformes; Lamnidae. The transcript is spliced from 13 exons. Gene Ontology annotation, biological process: transmembrane transport. Gene Ontology annotation, molecular function: transmembrane transporter activity. Bases 287 to 1735 code for a protein of 482 amino acids.
UUUAAUGGGUUCGUCCGCCGAAGCUGUCACUUCCGAUCAUGAAUUUGUUAUUAAAAAUAAAUAAAUCUGAUUAAAGUCAGGAGAUAUUUCUGAAAAAUGGCGGAGAUUCAGGGUGAGGCGGAUGAGAGAAGCCCCCUAUUAAAGUCGGAGUCCGGCAGAUAUCAACAAUGUCCAGUGUCCAAAUUUCAGGGGAAAAAACUGUUUAGUUGGCAGUGAAUCUGUCUGUGAAGGCACAUUGGUUGAGACACUGCAGGAAAAUCAAAGCCGCUGGACAUCAAUCCGGAUAAUGUACCUCACUAUGUUCCUCAGUAGUAUCGGUUUCUCAAUUGUAAUGGCUUCUAUAUGGCCAUUUCUUCAAAAGGUGGAUAAUUCUGCAGAUGCCAGUUUUCUUGGAUGGGUCGUUGCUUCUUAUAGCCUGGGACAAAUGGUUGCUUCUCCACUAUUUGGUGCAUGGUCAAAUUGCAGACCAAGAAGAGAACCUCUUAUUAUAUCAAUUUUCAUUAAUGUUGCAGCAAACAUACUUUAUGGCUAUGUACAUGCCCUUCCAUCACAUAAUAAGUACUAUAUGCUGCUUAGUCGAGCAUUUAUUGGAUUUGGAGCAGGAAAUGUGGCUGUUGUAAGAUCAUAUGUUGCUGGUGCAACUUCACUUCAGGAAAGGAGCGCUGCUAUGGCAAAUAUCAGUGCUAGCCAGGCACUGGGUUUUAUACUGGGACCAGCUUUGCAGGCUGCUAUGACAAGCAUUGGACAAAAAGGAGUGUCUUGGAAAUUAAUUGACCUUGACUUGAACAUGUAUACUACCCCAGCUUUCCUAGGAGCUUUUCUAGGAGUUGCAAAUAUUGGGCUUAUUAUUGCAUUAUUCAGGGAGCACUGUGGUAUGGAAUUGAAUAGAGUGAAAGGUUUAAAUGGUAAUAUCCAAGAAAUUCCUGAGGUGCUUGAAAAUUCCUUUGGCAGCAUUGAUCUGAUUGCAGUGGUGACGUCUAACAUCCUAUUCUUCAUCAUCCUAUUUGUGUUUGCUAUUUUUGAAACGAUAGCCACCCCGUUAACCAUGGACAUGUAUGCAUGGACUGGGAAGCAGGCAGUCCUGUACAAUGGGAUUCUCCUGUUGGGUGUUGGUGUAGAAUCCAUUGUUGUUUUUAUGACAACAAAAAUCCUUACAAAAAGAUUUGAGGAUCGUUUAUUGCUGCUUGGAGGAUUUGUUUUAAUUUUUCUUGGCUUCUUUGUUUUGCUACCAUGGGGAGACCAGUACCCACAAAUCCAGUGGACAGAGAUCAAGAAUAUUUCCAACUACACUUCUGCUGAAAUAAAGUACAAUGAGUCAUCCAUAGUUACUUGGAAUUUCUUUAUGCAGCCUUCACUCAGUCUCAGUGCUGAGAGAAUAGGCUGUCCUUUGCAGCAAGUGUGGUGUCAGUAUGUUCCCAUUAUUCAUCUAUCUCAGUACAUCCUUUCUGCUACCCUGAUUGGAAUGGGGUACCCAGUCUGUAAUGUUAUAUCUUAUACAUUGUAUUCAAAAAUUCUUGGACCAAAACCCCAGGGUGUUUAUAUGGGCUGGCUAACAGCCUCUGGAAGUGGAGCACGCACAUUUGGACCAGUGUUUGUUAGCCAAGUUUACACUCGUUAUGGACCUCGUUGGACGUUUGGUCCCAUUUGUGGGAUAGCGAUGGCUGCUAUAAUACUAACGGGUUCAAUGUAUAAGAGACUCAUAGGAUUCACAAUCCGAUAUCAGAGAUUACAGUAACAAUGGGCUAAAAAAAAAACAAAUUUAUGUAUCCAACCUUGAAACCACAUUGAUAAAGUCUAACUGAUUUGCACUUUAUUUUAUAUUAAAUUGCUGUAAAUUAAAAUAGUACAGAGAAAUGAUUGUAACUGUCAUUUUUUGCUUUAUAUCUUAAUGUAACUUACUUAACAUUGUUUUAUAUGCAACUUGUACUAUAACUUAAUUAGUAGGUUAAUAGCUUUUACACUAAAAUUGGUGCAUCAUGAUGGUGAGAUUUUCAAGUGAUAGCUUUAAAUAAACAAUUUCAUUGGCUU